Molecule: messenger RNA, 1332 nt
Organism: Danaus chrysippus (African queen)
Lineage: Eukaryota; Metazoa; Arthropoda; Insecta; Lepidoptera; Nymphalidae
Source: the annotation of a GenBank genome assembly
AUGGAUAAAGAUGAAAUAAUUGAAGCAUAUGCCAACACCGUCAAGGAAUACAUAUUGGAUGAAGAUAAAUUAGUGACGUAUAUUACUUUAAGUAAAGAUUUAUGCAUACAUGUUAAUAAUUCUAAAAAAUUACUACAGCAUGUAGUUCAAAAUCUUCAAACAGAAAAGGCAAAUAUUAAACUUAAUGUCAAUUAUAUAGUGUCAGGUUUAUUAGAAGACAAUAAAGCGCAGACAAAAGUAUGUACAAAAGAAGAUCUAAAUAUUGUCAAAACAUCGUUCAAGAUUUUGUUUUAUGAUCAUAUAUAUAGUGUUUGUAAGGGUUCUCCGGUAGUUGACAAUGUGUCGUAUCUAUUGCUAACCAAAUUUGACGAUUUCAACCUAUGUUCUGGACAAAUUAAAGGGUCUGAAUGUGUUAAGAGGUCUACAGCAGAAAUCGGAAAUUUAAAAACUAGCAGCCAGGAACAAAUAAUUAUAGAAACUAAGCCGUUAAUAACACCUGCAAAGAAAAAUAAAACAGGAAAUAAAGAUCCAAAGUUAGAAAAUGGUGAGGAUACUAAAAAUGGAAUUCAAUCAGAAGUUCCACCCUCCACUGUCAAGACUGAACCUGUUACGCCUAAAAAGGAACCAACUCCUACAAAACAAAUGACCAAUAAAACUAACGGUCAUAAAACACAAAAAGGAAUAGCAGGUUUUUUCAAUAAGCCAAGUAUUCCUGAAAUUAAAAAAGCACCAAAAGAAACAAAACAAAUUAAAUCAGGCAAUGAGUUAAAGGAAACUAUAAAAACAGAAGAACAGCCUAUGGAAGUAGAUAGUAAACCAGAAGUAAUAGAUAAAAAAGUUGUUAAAGAUGAAUCAAAAACUAAAAGUGACAAUGUAAUAUUGAAUAAGAUCAAGAAAUCUUCUAAAGUUGAUAAAAAGCGCAAAAGAGUUUUGCAUGUUUCAGAUAGUGAUAGUGAUACAGAGAAUGAUCCGUUUGUUGAUAAUUUGAAUUCAAAUAUCGAUUCAAUUGAUCAUUCUGAUGACGAAAUACCGGCGACACCAUCAGCUAGUAUUGUUAAAAUUACUACAGGCAUCGCUAACCCUAAGAAAAAGAGAAAAAUUGUUAAUAAAACCUAUACAGAUGAAGAUGGUUAUAUUUUAACUAAGAAAGAGGAAGUAUAUGAAAGCUGUUCAGAAAAUGAGGACGUCCCAGUAAAAAAUGCUAAAGUUAAGGAAGAAAAGUCAGAUACAUCGCCAAUAACAAAGACUGUUCAAAAAACUACAAAGAAAAAAGUAUCACCACCUCAGAAGGGUAAACAGUCCACUCUUACAAAUUUCUUCAAAAAAGUUUAG